Messenger RNA from Mycena indigotica, 2640 nucleotides. RefSeq lists its product as uncharacterized. The transcript has 4 exons. The record is from RefSeq and is a predicted model, not a curated record. Lineage: Eukaryota; Fungi; Basidiomycota; Agaricomycetes; Agaricales; Mycenaceae. Bases 1 to 2640 code for a protein of 879 amino acids.
AUGAGCGCAUUUCACAGAAAACCAGCCGCUGGUGACAAUAUCACCAAGGCCUUCGCCUCCCUACCUACCUAUCCCCUCUCGCAACCUCAACCCUCACAAAUCGACCCUGGGCCAGCUGAAAUUGACAUCGGUCGCACUCCAUUCGCCAAGAAACCGCAUACUCUUACGCAGUACGGUUCUCGUCACGAACUCACCAUCCUCGACAAGAACCCUUCAAUGGAUAGUUGGAUAGCUCAUGUCAAGGCCGGCUUGUCGGCCAUAGUUCCCAUCGAAGAAUUCUUCUCUCAAUAUAUGGGGGAAAUUGAGCCUCCGGCGGAUUCCCUCGACCGCAUGGUUAAAUAUGGGGCCUCUGCCCUCACGGCAUUGCGCCGUGUUGUGAGUGGGACGGGGACUGAAUUCCGUCUCUAUAAUCCUUGGACAACAUAUCUCAAUGAAUUGAUGAACAGCUUUGACUCGAAAGAUCGCCUCUAUUUCUUCGACACCCACCGGAAAACAAUUCCUCCACUUCAUCCUACCGACCCUACAUCGCAGCCAGACGUCACCAGUGGUUUACCGGGUGCGAAAACACUCCCCGAUCAGUGGAUCAAAAUCGGUGGCACGGUUGAAAUGAAACCAAAUGACGAUGUCAUCCGACGCAAUGAUAGACUAUCGGAGGACGUAAAGCUCCUCAAAGAUCUCGUCCAGCUGCUGCAUAACGGGCGUCGCGCUAUGAUGGCUCGUCGCACCUGCUUCGCCUUCGUGGUUGCUGUCGUCAAUGGAAGGGCUCGGUUUUACCGUAUCGAUCGAACGGGUUUUAUCGUCUCUCACGACUUCGACUACACAGACCAAUCCAACGCACGUAUUAUUCCCGAAUUUUACUGGCGUCUUCUUCAUGGAGCAGAUCAACAUGGUGGCUUGUUGGGCGACGACCCCACGGUAUCUAUCCCGACACACGAAGACCUCCAACGAAUGCGUGAACCACUUCGGCAGGCGCUGGAGCGGCUCGGAGAAAAAACCAGUCACCUUGAAACUAUUUUCACGCGACAACCUCCCCUUGAACUGCAGAAUAGUGUCUGGGUAGAAAUCGAGAUAAAUGGUGAACGCAGGCGAUGUCUAACCGUUAAUGGUCCCAUUCAUCAAUCUACUGGCCUGUUUUGUCGGGGGACAAGAGUGGACUGUGUUUUACUCGAAGGCGACCCGGACCCGCAAUUCUACGUUCUCAAAGACUCUUGGCUACAAGCUUGUCGUUACCCCGAAUCAGUUUUUUACAAGCUCAUCGAUGAUUACGUCGAAAAGGAACUUAACAAUAACCGACCCCCUGGCCUUGCUACCUGCAUAGGGAGCUUGGAUCUUGGCGAUGAUGCAGACGCGGAGCGGACUGGUCAAAGAACUGUGACCGUUCGAGCGCGGAAGCACGAUCCUGUCCUCCUCAAGCACGAUCCUGCCCUCCUGGAACGACAUCACCGACGAAUACUACUGAAGGAAGUCGGCAGCUCUUUGGAUGAGCGGCCGCGGCAACGACAAAUGACCUUUCAAGUCAUUGUUUGUGCUUUGCGAGAUGCGAUUCGUGGACACGAAGUCGCUUACAAGGCUGGAGUUAUACAUCGAGACGUCAGCAUCGGCAAUGUCUUGAAAAAGAUUUUGCAACUAACGGGGUUUCUGCAUGACUUCGAUGUCAGUGCGUUGACGGAAAGUGGUGAACAGCGCUACAAGGACAUAUUCGGUGAACCCACAGGCCCUAAUCUCAACAAGAGUCUCAAAGACGUUACCGGUACAUAUCCGUUCUUGGCCAUUGAUCUGCUCGAUGCCCGAAUUCAUCAACGCCCUAUUGAGCACCAAGUCAAGCACGACUUAGAAUCUUUCUUCUAUGUUCUUGUCUGGCUUACGCUCCGACAUGGAGCUCACAUCCUGACCGACAAAGCCAAAGCGGCGGCCAAUCUCUUCGACCAGACGGAAGACCGGGUUGCCUGUGGAAUGAAAGCGGACUGGCUGACCGAGCAAUGCCAGAAGGGUGAAUCGAAUCCCAUCGUUCCGGAAAACAUACCUCUCUCCCUGCUCAUCCAACGCUUGGUUGUCAUCGUCGACAAAAGUCUCUCACGUAACAAGGUGGACCAGCAGCCCAUGCCUGCUACUCAUGAGGCUUUUCUCGAGUGCUUCGACGAUGUAUUGGCGAUGGAGUGGCCUGUCGAUGACUUUCACGAAUUCAAGGCCCCCAAUUUUGGAACUCUUCAAAGGAGCGAACGAUCAAACGCACCUGUAGCCCCGCUUUCUCGACCGUCGACCAAACCUGCCAGUGCACUGGACCUUCCCGGAGAGCACAGCUCCAGCAACGACUUUACACCAUCCGCUCCUCAAACUGGCGCUGAUGACAUUUUCUUUGCACCUUCUGAGGCUUCACGCCCUGGGACCAGCAACUCGUGGCUGAAGAGAAGAUACGAGGAGGCCGUCCUAUCGGAUGACAGUGUCAGCGAUGACGAUGGUGAGCUGGAGAUGACAGCAGAUGAAAAGAAGGAGUACGAAGAAUUGGAGAAACGACGCCUGGCGGCCGAAAAGGAAGCUCAGGAGGUCAGAGCGCUGACAAGAAAGUUCAAGCGAGCGGCCAAACGAGCGCGCAUUGGAACAGCGCAAUUUACUGCAUCCCCAUCUCGAGGCGCAGAGUAG